AAAAGUCAACUUCCCCCCCAAAAAGCUUCCUUUUCCAUUCUCCGACACGCUUGGAUCGGUGUAAGCAAGGGUCUCUUCUCCAGUGGAGGACAUCGCGAAGUGAUCGGAGGAACAGUGCAGAGGACAAAACGACUUUGACAUUGCCAUUGUUGUCUUCUUGGUUGGCCAGGGGACCUCAAAUAGCUUUUAAAACUAGGUGGUGCCGUUGUGGAACAUUAGCGAUGGAGAAAUUUUGAGGGUCUUUGUCCACGGGAGAACCACAUUGACAUUGAGAUCCCUUUUCUGGGACAUUCAUGGUCUGCGAGUCUCUUCGGAAGGAACUGACAAAUUACCCUUGGAAGUACUUCCGAAACAACAACGGAUCAUCAAUCCUUGAGAAAACCAAUUGAUUCUUGGCAUUGGAUUGCUCAUCUCCUUUUGUCGGUAUUACCUUUGGAUCAAAGUGAAUAAACGUGUGAUAUCUCACUAAAGGGCAUUGCCAUCAAAUCCCCCUGAUCGUCUCAUUCCGCUCGGCAAGACACAGAUGACUUCAAGAUCAAAUGCUUCUAAUUUGGCUCAUGCCGUCUCAGUUGGAAUGUACUAUUGGGAUGAAACCAACAGCCUGAUGGAGAAUCUCAGCUCUUCGACCAACGUGUCCAUGUAUGAGGACGACAUUUUGGAAGAGCCCCACAUCUCGCUCUUGACUUUCGAGUUCAUCGUGCACGGCCUUUUGAUCCUGUUUAUUGGGUUUUGCGGGAUCAUCGGAAACAUCCUGUGUUUGUUGGUGCUCUGCCAACGUCAGAUGCGGAAUAGCAUCAACUGUCUCCUCAUUGGAUUGGCUGUCAUUGACAUCAGCCUCAUUGUGUCCGCUUGGCUCAUGUUCAGCUUGCCGGCCUUCCAAAUCUAUUUUGAGCGACGUCUCCUCACCAAGGUCGUGGAUGUCUAUCAAUACAGCACUCCAUUCGUGUAUCCCCUGGGGAUGAUCGCUCAAACGGCAUCGGUCUAUUUGACCGUCUUGAUCACGUUGGAACGAUAUUUUGUGGUGUGUUUGCCUCUGAAGUCUCGGAGUUUGUGUACCUAUGGACGAGCGCGAAGAUGUGUGGUUGUCAUUAUGGUGUGCUCGUGUCUUUAUAAUGUGCCCCGGUUCUUUGAGUACAAGUUCGAAACGUUCCAAGUCAUCAUGCCCAACCGGCACAAUGUGACCCUCACUUUCCUGCAAAGUACAAUGCUCAGGGACAACUCCCUCUACAUAUCCAUCUAUAUGACGUGGCUGUAUAUGAUCUUCAUGUACGUGGUCCCAUUCUCAUUCUUAUUCGUGCUCAACUCCAAGAUCGCCUGGGAGAUCCGGUCAGCUCGGAAGAAGCGCUCGCAAAUGACAAUCGCCCAACAAGCCGAAGAAGGACUGGCCAUCAUGCUUUUGGUGAUUGUGUGCACUUUCAUGCUCUGCAACGCACCCGCUAUGGUAUCCAACAUAAUGGAAGCCUUGCAAUUCCAAGCCGUCAAAUUGACGCAGGUCUCGAAUCUUUUGAUCGUCAUCAACUCGUCCGUGAAUAUUAUAGUGUACGUGAUCUUUUGCAAAAAGUUCCGAAUCAUUCUCUCGCAAAAGCUUUGCCGCCAGCCCAGAGUCAGUCGGGUAUUGAACCCUUUGUUACGGGACGAGAACUGCGCUGCUAACCCACAGUAUCACAACCGUGUGAUUGUCAGACGUAACCGGAGACAAGUCCGGAUCCCCACAUCGCAAUCACUCCCUCUGGUGGAGGUGAUUGAUGUCAAUGAUAGAGCGGAGAGGGAUGCACUUCUGCGAGAUCCGCGAAAAACUGUCGUUUUGAUUCAAGGGCACUUGGAUAAAAUGUUGCCCACAGGACAUCACUCGAUCUACCCACCGCGAAAUCGUGGAAGCUCGUUCCAGUAGUCGCUUGGUUAUCCGGGGCUUGUGGCACGUGACCUCAAUCGAAUCUCUCGAGUAAAAGCCCGAGACGUCUUUUCAUCUUGUUUGGCUGGGGGAUCCUCUUUCCUUUGAACAAGGCCAGGACUGACCGACUAAGCCAAUUAUGUUCGACGUCAUUGGCCGAGAGAGGAUCAUUUGUGAAGCAUUCCUUGGCAUAUGGCUUCCAUUCCAAUUAGUGGCAUUAUGAACGAGGAGGGGGAUCAAAUUUGCGACCUAUUGCAACAAGGUUGCUCAGAAACCUCCAAAACUUUUCUCCGGCCAAGAAAACUUGCGUUGUUUCAACAAUUCAUUACUUUGGCAAGAGUCUGAUGAUCUGCAUUCAAUGGACCAACAAGAACUUCCGAAGACAACCGCCGCACAUAAUUGAAUCAAUUGGCUGGCAAAUGGACCGAAGCUCCUUGUUUUAGAGGGCGACAUUGCAUUGGACUAUUGCGUCAUCUGAAAAAUAGGAAAGUCAUGAAUGAACCUUAGAAUGCAAGGCAAUUUCGAUGCAACUUUCACGUUGUUGUGAACAAUUCUCCAUGGCUUAUGAAUCUUCAAAAUAUGUACCUUUGUCGCAUUUCCAGCAUUCGUACCCGGUGUGAUUAGAAUUCAAUGCAUUGUAUUACUGUUUAUGUGAUACGAACCAAGCAUGCACCCAAAGAAGAAAAUAUAUGAAAAAAGUUAUAUAUAAUACAUGAUUUGUAGCUUAUUAGGAAUCUCUUCUCUUUUUUUGCAGAUGAAAAUACUGUAGACAAAGAUUUACAACAGACAGAAGAAUAAAAUGAAUUGAA
Tigriopus californicus is the source of this 2700-nucleotide messenger RNA. RefSeq names its product FMRFamide receptor-like. The record is from RefSeq and is a predicted model, not a curated record. Gene Ontology annotation, biological process: G protein-coupled receptor signaling pathway. Gene Ontology annotation, molecular function: G protein-coupled receptor activity. The coding region runs from base 524 to 1891 and encodes 455 amino acids. The transcript is spliced from 3 exons. Gene Ontology annotation, cellular component: membrane. Lineage: Eukaryota; Metazoa; Arthropoda; Copepoda; Harpacticoida; Harpacticidae.